Papaver somniferum (opium poppy) is the source of this 1264-nucleotide messenger RNA. RefSeq names its product D-galacturonate reductase-like. NCBI's taxonomy places the organism in Eukaryota, Viridiplantae, Streptophyta, Magnoliopsida, Ranunculales, Papaveraceae. The transcript has 4 exons. Gene Ontology annotation, molecular function: aldose reductase (NADPH) activity. Gene Ontology annotation, cellular component: cytosol. Bases 1 to 984 code for a protein of 327 amino acids. The record is from RefSeq and is a predicted model, not a curated record.
AUGGAGGCAAUUACCAUGGAAGCUAUCAUUCCAAAGGUAACCCUAAAUUCAGGAGACAAUUCUAGUAGGCAAUUACCUAUGCCAGUAAUAGGUUUUGGCACAGCGGCAUCUCCAAUGGCCGAUCACGAAACAACAAAAGCUGCCAUCCUAGUAGGAAUAGAAGCUGGUUACCGUCAUUUUGAUACCGCAGCUGCAUACCAAACCGAGAAGGCUGUUGGUGAAGCCAUAGUUGAAGCUAUAAACCUGGGUUUCAUAAAAUCUCGAGCCGAAGUUUUCAUUACCACCAAGUUAUGGUGUCGAAGUUGCGAACGGAGCCUCGUUGUACCUUCUCUUAAGAAUAGCCUCCAGAACUUACAAACGGAUUAUGUCAAUCUUUUCCUCAUACACUGGCCGGUGAGACUAAGUCAUGACGCAGGACGACCUCCAAUCACAAGGGAACAGAUUCUUGCAUUUGAUGCCAAAUCAGUUUGGGAGGAAAUGGAAGAAUGUCAUGAACUCGGACUCGCCAAAAACAUCGGUGUCAGUAACUUUUCAUCGAAGAAGCUCGAAGAAUUACUAGCUACUGCAAAAAUUCCGCCAGCGGUCGACCAAGUUGAACUUAGCCCAACUUGGCAUCAGAAGAAUUUGGUCCAGUAUUGCAAGGAAAAGGGUAUUCAUGUGACAGCUUAUUCGGCUUUAGGGGCUAAUGGAACAAGCUGGGGAAAUAAUCGAGUGGUUGAGAAUGACAUUUUGGGGGAAAUUGCGAAGGCUCGUGGAAAAACAACAGCGCAGAUUGCAUUGAGAUGGGUAUACGAGCUAGGUGUGAGCAUGGUGGUAAAGAGUUUUAACAAACAAAGGAUGACCCAAAACGUUCAAAUCUUUGACUUUGAGUUGACUGAAGAAGAAUCAAACAAAAUUAGCCAACUCCCGCAACACAAAGGUGUAAGCUUAUCUGCAGUAUAUGGUGACCAUGACAUACUCAAGGAGAUGGAAGCUGAGCUCUGAUUUCUUCUACACAACUGCUUGCUUGAUUCCAUUGUAGUGCACUACUCCCUCCGUUUCUAGAAAAGUGUUACUUUCAUUUUUUUCAUUUCAUCCUAAAAAUAGACCAAAUUGAAAAAGUGAAAGUAACACUUUUCCAGAAACGGAAAUAGUAUUUAAUUUUCCUUGUUGUUUUUGUUCUUCUUGUUGUUUUUAAUCUUUGUUAGCUAGACUCGGAGAAGGUUGUUGUUUGGUAGCCAAAUAAAGGAUCAAUCGUGUAUGUUGUUCAAUAAUAGCAAACAUA